Molecule: messenger RNA, 1869 nt
Organism: Rubroshorea leprosula
Lineage: Eukaryota; Viridiplantae; Streptophyta; Magnoliopsida; Malvales; Dipterocarpaceae
Source: the annotation of a GenBank genome assembly
UAUGGAAUUUUCCACUUGUGCUAGUGGUUAUAUGAUUUGGUACUUUUCUGCAUUGUACACUGAGAGGAAUAGGGGUAUUAUAUGAUUUGGUACUAGUGGAUAUCUUUUCAGUCCUAAAUGCCAUUCUGCCAUUAUUCAAUUUUGCUUGUGUGUUCAUUUUGAUGUGAAAAUACCUUUUUUUUUUUUUUCAAAGUACAAUUUAGUGUCAUUGCAAGUGAAUUUCUGUAUUAGCUGUCACCCUUCUAAUUGUUGGAGGAGACAUACGGCUUAGCGGGGCGACAUUGAGUGGUCCAUUAGAUGUUUCGACACCAUAUUGGAACCAAAAAACUAAUCUAUUAAUUCCAUGAGUCUUCACAUAUAUAAACCACUCUUUCUUUCUCUAUGUCUUCGAUGUGGCAUCUUAGUUCUUCAUACUCACAAGGGAAACAUACUUCAAUAGUCCCCUUUCACUUGUGAGUUGUGAAGCCCCGUGAGAGUUCAUCCUCUUUUUUUUUAUUUUUUUGACAUACAUACAUGACAUAAUCCAUGGAAGUUUCGAUACCAUAUUGAACCAAAAGACUAGUCUAUUAGUUCCAUAAGUCUUCACAUAUAUGCACUUGGGCCUUUGGCUCAGUGGUGUCAGGUUACAUAUAAGUACAUUCUCCCUCCCCAGGGCAACGGUUUGAAUUUGGCCCCUUGCGAAUUUGUUCAAAAAAGUCUUCACAUAUAUAAACCACUCUUUCUUUCUCUAUUUUUUCGACGUGGGAUCUUAGUUCUUCACCCUCACAAGGGAAAAUGAAGUACUUCAUUUUUUUUGACAUGGGUAUAAUCAUCAGAUACCAUUUGUUGGGGAGACAUACGGCUUAGCGGGGCCACAUUCAGUGGUCCAUUAGAUAUUUCGACACCAUAUUGGAACCAAAAGACUAGUCUAUUAGUUCCAUGAGUCUUCACAUAUAUAAACCACUCUUUCUUUCUCUAUUUCUUCGAUGUGGGAUCUUAGUUCUUCACACUCACAAGGGAAACAUAAUUCAACACUAAUUGGUACCAUUACUUGUCCUUCUCCUUAAAAAUUAUCCAGGAUCCUUGUCGACCAGGUGUUGAAGUUUCAGUGCAAAUUUGCCAAAAUGCUGGUGUUAAGGUACGUAUGGUGACCGGUGACAAUCUCAUUACUGCAAAAACAAUCGCUGUAGAAUGUGGAAUUCUAGAUUUAGAUGCAGAUUUGUCUGAGCCUAAUCUAAUAAUGGAAGGGAAAGAAUUCCGUGGCCUAACAGAUGUCCAGAGGGAAGAAGUUGCUGAGAAAAUAUCUGUGAUGGGGCGAUCAUCUCCUAAUGAUAAACUUUUACUUGUGCAAGCAUUGAGAAAGAGGGGAGAUGUUGUUGCUGUAACUGGAGAUGGCACUAAUGAUGCACCUGCAUUACAUGAGGUUUGAAAAUAUCUAUUUUUAUGCUAUGAAAAUUAUUGAUAUAUGGAGUAUAUUUCAUUUAUGUGGUAGUUACUCAUGUUUCAAUCAGCAUAACAUGUCCUUAGAUAUGUUCUCCUAAUUUUGUGUUAUCCCUGUAUACCUUACUAGAGCUUAGCCUCAUCAGUACCAACUAACCAUAAAAUUUUAUUCUUGCAUCCUAUCACAUGCUUUAUAUCUAUCCACCUGUCUUUUUAACUUGCAAGAUGAUUUUACACAAAAUAUCAAUAUGCCAUGGCUGUUUUGGUACCAAUUUUCAGGUUAUGAUUUUAUGUACAGAUUUUUUCACCUAUGCCAUUUGAUUGUACUCUAAAAAAACCAAAAAAAAAAAAAAAAAAUCAAUAUUGGAACUUUUUUGUUUUUGAAAUGAACAUACUGAAACUGCUUAUUGUUUGUUAAGGCACAGAAGUAGGAUAUUAUUUUUCACUUUU